AUGGAGUAUCAUGCAGCUGUUAAAAUGAUGAGCUCUAACUCGGCACGCCCGGCCCGUGGCCCGCUGCCCUCUGGUUGCUCUGAGCUCGGGUUCCCGGUCGGUCCUCGCAGCUGCAGGCCUGCAGGCCGGGGCGCCCUCAGGCCCUGUCCGCGCCUCCCGGCUCCCCGCCCGCCCGCAGAGCCACACGUCCUAGGGAGAAUCUCUCCGGACUGUCAGAGGGGCGCCCUCCACGAGACCUCUUCUCCGAGAGAGGCCCGGCGUCGGCCUCCCUUCGCCCCGCCGCCCUCUGGCUCCUCAGGCCGGGCCUGCUGCCUCCGCCCUGCCCCUCCCCGGGCCCGCGCCAGGCGUGUGGCCCUAACUGCCCGACCCCUGGCGGGGUGCACCGGCGCGUCCUCCACUCGCGGCGCGGCCUGUGGGGAGGCUGCCGGGCCCCCACAGCCACGUCUUGGGGAGCCCGGGGACUGCGUGCCUUGCUUUGGAGCCCUUGGCCCCGGCAGAACGUAUAUCAGGGAAACAAAUAUUAAAAAUGACCCUAAUGAACUUAACAAUCUUAUCAAGAAGAUCUCUGAUGUAGUAACAUGGACCCCACGACCAGGAGCUACUCUUGAUCUGGGCAGGAUGUUAAAGGACCCAACAGACAGCAAAGGCAUCACAGAGCCUCCAGAGGGGACUAAAAUUUACAAGAAUUCUUGGGACUUUGGACCAUAUUUGAAACUCUUGAAUUCUGCUGUAGGAGAUGAAAUAUUUCUUCAUUCAUCCUGGAUAAAGGAAUACUUUACUUGGGCUGGAAUUAAGGAUUAUAACCUGGUGGUUAGGAUGAUUGAGACAGAUGAGGACUUUAACCCUUUUCCUGGAGGAUAUGACUAUUUGGUUGACUUUCUAGAUUUAUCCUUUCCAAAAGAAAGACCAAGUCGGGAACAUCCCUAUGAGGAAAUUCGGUGCUGAGUUGAUGUUAUCAGAUAUGUGGUGAAGAAUGGUCUUCUCUGGGAUGAUUUGUAUAUAGGAUUCCAAACCCGGCUGUAGAGGGAUCCUGACAUAUACCAUCAUCUGUUUUGGAAUCAUUUUCAAAUAAAACUCCCCCUAACACCACCCAGCUGGCAGUCCUUCCUGAUGCACUCUGAAUAG
Molecule: messenger RNA, 1125 nt
Organism: Erinaceus europaeus (western European hedgehog)
Lineage: Eukaryota; Metazoa; Chordata; Mammalia; Eulipotyphla; Erinaceidae
Product: cytidine monophosphate-N-acetylneuraminic acid hydroxylase-like
Exons: 6
Source: RefSeq, a predicted model, not a curated record